UUUCCACUUUCUUCAACAUUUUUUUGGUCUUCCCAAUAUUCCUAACUCUUUACCUAUCUUCUAUGGCAUACUUAUUGUGAAGAUAGUGAUGGUGGUGGUGGUGACAUGGUUGGUGGAGAAGAAUAAAUGCUACCCUACACAAACUGGACCUACACUUUCAACCUACCCUUUUCAACUUCACAGUCACAUUACAUAGAUUUUUUUAUUUUUUUUACAUAGUUAAAAAAAGGUAUCAUUGGUUCAAAAAGUGUUUACUAUUUUCUGUUAUGCACGUGCUUCAACCUUCAAUUGUUAGCAAUCUCUGAAUUUAAUUUAUAUGUUUCAUCACAAUACCUGUCAUCACAAAUUUUAUUUAAUUGCCUCUGACUAUGUCACCUGUUUCCUUUCCAGCAAAUGUACAGCCAUCAUUUACUCUCUCUCUCUAUAUAACUUUCUCUCUCUAAAACAACUUAAAGCUUCCAUUUUUAUGCUACCCAUUUCAACCCCACAAAACCCAAAUGGAAAAAUCAUUUUUUUUUGAACAUUCUGAAAUCUUUGUUCUAGAUGCUUGAGGUGAGUAUUUGGGUUCAAAGAACUUCACUUUGUUAAAGCUGUCAUUUUUAUUUAUUUUUCUCUCUCCUUGCAUUUAAUGAGGAUGCUUCAUGUUGGUGACAAUAGUGAUGUUUUGUUUCUCAUUGGACCGACAUUUUGCAAAUCCUCAAACGUUGUAACUGAGGAAACAAUACAGUAAUGUAUCAAGGGUGAUCAAAAUCACAUUGUGUUGGGAUUGAUUGAGCAUGAGAAUACAGUGUCAUAUUCAUCUUUGUAAUGUUCUAUUGUGCUUCAUUCUAUGUUUGUUUUGGUCUAUUCUCACGGUUUCAACAGAAACUGAGAAGGAGAUUUUACUUCAGUUCAAGGGUAACAUCACAGAAGAUCCAUACAAUACCUUGAGUUCAUGGGUUUCUAGUGGAGACCCUUGUCAAGGUUAUAAAGGUGUUUUCUGUAACUUAGAAGGUUUUGUAGAAAGAAUCGUGCUUUGGAACACUAGCUUGGGAGGGGUGUUGUCUCCAGCACUCUCAGGAUUGAAGAGGUUGAGGAUAUUGACAUUGUUUGGGAAUCGAUUUUCGGGUAAUAUCCCGGAUGGAUAUGCUGAUCUUCAUUCAUUGUGGAAGAUCAAUGUUAGCUCCAAUGCGUUUUCUGGUUUGAUCCCGGAUUUCAUCGGCGAUUUGCCUAACAUUCGGUUUCUAGACUUAUCGAAGAAUGGCUUCAAUGGGGAGAUACCUUCGGCUUUGUUUAGGUACUGCUAUAAAACCAAGUUUGUUUCUCUUUCUCAUAACAAUCUUGUUGGUUCAAUUCCUUUAUCCUUGGUGAAUUGCUCCAACCUCGAAGGUUUUGAUUUUUCUUUCAAUAAUCUUAGUGGUGUUGUCCCUUCUAGACUCUGUGAUAUUCCCGUGUUAUCAUAUGUAUCUCUGAGAAGCAAUGCGUUAUCGGGUAGUGUGGAAGAUCGCGGUUCUUCAUGCCAUAGUUUAAUGCAUUUGGAUUUUGGUAGUAAUGGAUUUACUGAUUUGGCUCCAUUCAGCAUCCUUGGAAUGCAGAAUCUUACUUACUUCAAUAUAUCCUAUAAUCGGUUUGAAGGACAAAUUCCUGAUAUCGCUUCAUGUAGUGAGAGAUUAGAGAUCUUUGAUGCUUCGGGGAAUAAUUUGGAUGGGGUGAUUCCAUCCAGCAUAACUAGAUGCAAGAAGCUAAAACUCUUGUCAUUGGAGUUGAAUAAGCUGAAAGGGAGUAUCCCAAUUGAUAUUCCGGAAUUGCGGGGACUGUUGGUUAUGAAAUUGGGUAAUAACUCGAUAGAUGGAACGAUUCCCAAGGGGUUCGGCAACAUUGAGCUGCUUGAAUUGCUGGAUUUGAGCAACUUAAACCUCGUUGGCGAAAUUCCGGUUGAUAUCACAAAUUGCAAGUUUCUUCUUGAGUUGGACGUUUCUGGUAAUAACUUAGACGGCGAGAUUCCACAGGCCAUUUACAAAAUGACGAAUCUGGAAGCCCUUGACCUACAUUAUAACAAGCUUAAGGGAAGCAUCCCAUCGAGCCUAGGAAACAUAUCAAGGAUUGAAUAUCUAGAUCUAUCGCAUAAUUCACUUUCUGGUUCAAUCCCUACUUCCCUUGGAGAUUUAAACAACUUGACACAUUUUGAUCUCUCGUUCAACAAUCUCUCCGGUGUCAUUCCUAAUAUUGCAUCCAUACAGAAUUUUGGUGCACCUGCAUUUUCCAAUAAUCCUUUUCUAUGCGGCGCUCCGUUAGACACCCGUUGCUCAGCAAACGGAACUAGAUCACCGUCUUCAGCUUCCGGGAAAACUAAACUUCUCAGUGUCUCUGCAAUUAUUGCUAUUGUAGCUGCAGCUUUAAUUCUUACCGGGGUUUGUUUGGUGACCAUCAUGAAUAUUAGGGCCCGUCGUAGAAAAAAAGACGAUGACGAGGUUAUGAUUGUUGAGAGUACACCUCUAACAUCAUCGGAAUCAAGUAUUAUUAUUGGAAAGCUGGUUCUCUUCAGCAAAAGUUUACCAUCAAAAUACGAAGAUUGGGAGGCAGGCACCAAAGCAUUGCUUGACAAAGAGUCUUUGAUAGGCGGCGGAUCGAUUGGUACGGUCUACAAAACCGAUUUCGAAGGUGGCAUCUCAAUUGCAGUAAAGAAGCUCGAGACUUUAGGAAGAAUCGGAAAUCAAGAGGAGUUCGAACAAGAAAUUGGACGACUAGGAAACCUUCAGCACCAUAAUUUAGUUGCUUUUCAAGGUUAUUACUGGUCCUCUUCAAUGCAGUUGAUUUUGUCAGAAUUUGUUUCAAACGGGAAUCUAUAUGAUAAUCUACACGGUCUUGGCUAUCCUGGAACCAGCACAAGUAGAGGCAAUAGGGAGUUAGAUUGGCCGAGAAGGUUCCAAAUUGCACUUGGAACUGCAAGAGCUCUUGCUUAUCUCCACCACGACUGUCGUCCUCCAAUCCUUCACCUCAACCUUAAAUCCUCAAACAUACUCUUAGAUGACAAGUAUGAAGCCAAGUUAUCUGAUUAUGGAUUAGGUAAGUUGCUACCGAUUUUGGAUAACUACGUUUUGACCAAGUUCCACAAUGCUGUUGGGUAUGUUGCACCAGAGUUGGCUCAAAGCUUUAGGCAGAGUGAGAAGUGUGAUGUUUACAGUUUUGGCGUCAUUCUUUUGGAGCUCGUUUCAGGGAGGAAGCCGGUAGAAAGUCCAACCACAAAUGAGGUUGUGGUUUUGUGUGAAUACGUGAGAGGUUUGUUGGAGACUGGCUCGGUUUCAAAUUGUUUUGACAGGAAUUUACUGGGAUUUGCUGAGAAUGAAUUGAUUCAGGUUAUGCGAUUGGGGCUUAUUUGUACUUCAGAGGAUCCUUUAAGGAGACCAAGCAUGGCUGAAGUUGUUCAGGUCCUUGAGUCCAUCAGAAAUGGAUUGGAAUCUCAUUAACCAGUAAGAGCUUUCCCAUGCAACUCAAUUAGAGUAAUCACUUGGUUAUUAAAUUGUUUCGGGAAGGUUAGUAUCAUAUGGAGUAUUCGUAGAAGGUAAUUCGGGUCGAGGAUGAAAAUUCUUUAGUAUUCAUUUUUGUAUUACCAUUUUUUUAAUAUAAAAUUUGUAACAAUUGCAAUAAAAGGCACUUGUUCUUUACA
Molecule: messenger RNA, 3646 nt
Organism: Lathyrus oleraceus (garden pea)
Lineage: Eukaryota; Viridiplantae; Streptophyta; Magnoliopsida; Fabales; Fabaceae
Product: probable LRR receptor-like serine/threonine-protein kinase At1g12460
Exons: 2
Coding region: 777-3446 (889 amino acids)
Biological process (GO): protein phosphorylation
Molecular function (GO): protein kinase activity; ATP binding; protein binding
Source: RefSeq, a predicted model, not a curated record